AUCACCAUUUUGGCGGAUUCAAACCGGAUCGGAUCCGGUUCGGAUGAGAGAGAACCCAAAUGUACUGUCGCUAUAAACCAUACCUUCUGUUAUUUUGUAACUACAAUGGCGGCAUCUCCAAAUUACGAACCCUCGGCUACCCAAACCCUGAAACCUCAACACCCCUCAAUGAACGGCGAAGACUCAGUCCCCGAACCCUCUCAGCCACCCCAACAGGACCUCGACCAAGAUCACUCCAAUUCCCAAUCAGCAUCGGCGGACGACACCGUUUCCGUCGGCGAGAAGCGAAAGCGAGAGGACCCACCACCCUCGGACCAGUCGUCCCUUCACCCACUGUGGAAGACCAGCCUCUGCUCCUACUUCAGGCGCAACUCCGGGUCCUGCAGCCACGGCGACUCGUGCAGGUACGCCCACGGCGAGGAGGAGCUCCGCCCGCGGCCCGAUAACACCUGGGACCCGACCUCGGAGCGCGCCAAGAAGGCGUUGAGGUCCGAGGAGAGCGAGAGGCAAGAGCGCCCGGAGGAGGAUGUAAUGAUGACUGAGGCGGUUGUCGACGAGGAUGAUGACGAUAAGGAUGAUGACGAUAAGGAUAAUGACGGUUGCUUGGACUCUGAGCUUAGGAAGUGCUUGGUGCAUUUGCCGAGGAAGUGGCACUCUGAGAAUUUGAUGAAGUUUCUUGGUGAAGAGGGAGUUCCUUUCAAAUCUGUGAAGAAAAAGAAAGGCAUGACUGUGGGUUUUGUGAGUUUUGAAAGUGCAGUACAAUUGAAGACUGCCCAAGAGGAACUUAAAGGAAAGUCUAUUGGCAACAAAAAUCUAAAGGUUGCUGAUAUCAUUCCUCGAUCAUUUGAAAAGAAAAUAAGAUCAGCAGUGGCUCUCCCUAUAAGGGACCAGCAAACUAGGGAACCUGCAUUGGAUGGAGACAAUGUAGGGGUACCUAUCUCUUCAAAUGGGAUUGAGGAUGGCGAUACCAAUAAUGACGAUAAAAACUGUUCAACAGUGGAUGGUUCUGUUUCCAGGGCAAGACGUGCCCGUGAUGUUGUGACUCCUCUUGCUCAUAUGUCUUAUGUUGAUCAGUUGGAGCACAAAAGGAACUCUCUUAUGCAGAUUCUCAAAAGACUUACUAGAAAUGCACGUAAAGCUUGCCCGAAUGGUGUAUCACUUCCAGAAUGGAUUCUAAAAUCUAGAGAAAUAGGCGGUCUUCCAUGUGAACUAGAGGGUAUAAUUGAAUCACCACUUGUAAAUGGAUACCGCAACAAGUGCGAGUUUUCAGCUGGAUAUUCUCUACAGGGCAAACCAACUGUGGGAUUCAUGCUCGGUAACUUUAGGGAGGGUGUGACAGCAGUUGAAGAACCUGUGGACUGCCCAAACGUUUCAAGAAUUGCUUGCAAAUAUGCUUCCAUAUUUCAGGAAUUUUUGCAAAACUCAGGAUUACCAAUUUGGAACAGAUUUAAUAAUACUGGAUUUUGGCGUCAAUUAACAGUUCGAGAAGGAAGAGCCCCAGGGAAGGUUGAUGUUGAAAAUUCCGAUGCCAGCAUUUCAGAGGUCAUACUCGUUGUUCAGGUUUGCUCUGUGGGAUUUGAUGAUGCUGUAAUUACUGGUGAAUUUAAGAGGCUGGCUGAAGCAUUCACUGAAGGGGCUGCAGAAAAUUCUCCAUCUUUGCCUUUAACAGCUUUGGUUGUUCAGGAUCACCAAGGAAUAUCAAAUGUUGCACCAACUGAUGCUCCAUUGCGCCAAUUGCCCAUUCCUAAAGCCGCUGGUCCUGAACCAGAUGCUACUGCUGAUCCUGUAGAGGCGAGAAUUCAUGACUCUAUAGGCGAUCUUCAUUUCUGUAUAUCUCCCACAGCUUUUUUCCAGGUUAACACUCUUGCUGCUGAGAAGCUAUACUCGCUUGCUGGGGAUUGGGCUGGUUUGGGCCCUGAUACCUUGCUGUUUGAUGUAUGCUGUGGAACUGGUACAAUUGGCCUGACUUUAGCACAUCGUGUUGGUAUGGUGAUUGGCAUUGAAAUGAAUGCUUCUGCAGUUUCAGACGCUUAUAGGAAUGCUGAAAUCAAUGGCAUUAAAAACUGUAAAUUUGUUUGUGCAAAGGCGGAGGAUGUAAUGGGGUCAUUAUUGAAAGAGUACCUAAAUUUGCCUCAGAAGUCAGAUGAGAUUUCAAAUACUUCUGAAAGUAGUGACAAAGAAAUUGCUACUCCUGUAGAGAAAGAUACCUCAAUUGACAAUGUACUAGAGCCUGAAGAGAACUCAAGCCAUGAUCAUGUAAAUAAUAAAAGUGCUUCUGAUUGUUUAGAAAAUGGAGGACAAGAAACUGGGAUCCAACAGCAGGGGAAUGGCACUUCUGAAUGUGGGAAUACUUCUGUGCCACAGUUUAAGAAUGUUGUUGCCAUUGUUGAUCCUCCACGUGUUGGACUUCAUCCCAUUGUGAUUAAAGCGCUGAGAACUCAUCCUCGUCUGCACAGGCUUGUUUACAUUUCCUGCAAUCCCGAGAGUUUGGUGGCAAAUGCUAUUGAGCUUUGCACACCAUCUCCUCAGAAAAUUGAAAAAGGAAAUAAAAACAACCGGGGAUGGAGAGGUAUGAGUAGUGCUGGUCUAGCACGGCACAGGGCCAAGUCCAUGCCAAUUUCAGAGCCUUUCCGACCAGUAAAAGCCAUGGCGGUUGAUCUUUUCCCGCAUACCGUGCACUGUGAAAUGGUGAUGCUCCUAGAAAGGUAGAUAUCAAAGAAGUCUCUACGGAGAUGACUUGAUUUUAAAUUUAUCUGAUCCCAAAAAAAAUUUCUCAAGGCUUUGAUGAGUUGUGGAUUACCCAAAAAAUUAGCUAGACAUUUGACAUUUACCAUUUUUGUACAACUGUUAUAGCAUGAAUUCAGUUUGACAUUAAACUCAUCAACUUGUUUUUAGUA
Juglans regia (Persian walnut) is the source of this 2897-nucleotide messenger RNA. Its product is annotated as zinc finger CCCH domain-containing protein 24-like. The record is from RefSeq and is a predicted model, not a curated record. Lineage: Eukaryota; Viridiplantae; Streptophyta; Magnoliopsida; Fagales; Juglandaceae. Gene Ontology annotation, biological process: RNA processing. The transcript is spliced from 14 exons. Bases 106 to 2709 code for a protein of 867 amino acids. Gene Ontology annotation, molecular function: nucleic acid binding; metal ion binding; RNA methyltransferase activity.